AUGGCAACGGCACCACGUGAAGGAGCAGCAUGGUUCUUGAAAUCCAGUCUUAAGAGUCCGGGUUACGAUGGCUCAAAAGAGAAAGACUUCUACACGUGGAUGCUUCUCGAGGUUAUCUACAACAACACUGAGGAUGAGGCUUAUCAAUGGCCCCCACCAUUAUGGUACCCGGGCCACCCAAGAACGGGACAGCAGGUUUUUCCUGGCAACUUAUUCAGUACUGGAUACGUCCGCUAUGAGUAUAUGUCUGUCAUGUACAGCCCAAGUGCUGAGGACAUUAAGCGAACUUAUCGCGUCAGAAGCAGCAUUAGCCGUGGGCAGUUAAGUCGCCAAACAUGCUCUUCUGCCGUUUGCUACAUCGCAGUUCCGUUACCGACUACGAAGGAACGGUUCAUUUGGAUCGAUCUCACGUAUCCUAUUAGGGCUUUCAUGAUCCCAGCCGCUUUCACUGCUCAUCCCCAGUAUCAGGGACACGCAAUUUUUACCCGACUCGAUGUUCGGGGUAGGGAGGGUUUGCCAAAAGCGUACGUAGUAAAAGGCGUUGCUGCUAAAGAACUGGCAUCUGGCAGAAGAACUGUCGAAGAAUGGAAUGACUGGACCCCUCACAACUGGAAGUGGAGACAAGAGCAAGCAACACUACUCAAUGUAUACGCGCGGCUAAAAAAUCGGCUCGCAGAUAUCGGUACCAAAGGCCCAGCAAUACAAGAGCCUGGGCUCAAGCCAGAGUAUAUCAAAACUCUUGAGAAGCUACCAAGCGAAAAAUAUGCCGAGGCCAGCUAUAAGAAAAACCCACAAGGAGAUGAAAUAACCGGUUUAACGAUGCGGCCUCAGUGGACUAUUCGAAUCGAUACUUUCAAGAGUGCUGUCAAAGCAUCGAAGGUUCUCGCGGAUUUCGAUAUGGCUCAAGCUAUUGAUCUGGCUGCAGCACAGACAAAAGACCUGGGUGUCAGACUGAGAUACGAACAGGAUGAGCCGGGUGACAAGUUCAUGAAAGAUUUGCUUGUCAGUUUCAUCGCUAUAGGAAUUGGUUUCAUUCCUGUAUUUGGACCUCUAGCUGCAUUUACCUGGAGUCUUAAAUAUGAGGUGAUAUCAGAUACAGAAAAGUUUACCAAAGCCGCAGGUAUUGGUGGCAAGGCGCCUGCUCUCACACAAGCUCUGUUGCAUAUGGAGCAAGGGUCUACGAGAAGCAUCCGUGUUGAUCCUGGGGAGAACACCGCCGAUGACAACUCCCGACAGGAACCAGAAAUUGGCCAAGAUUCAAGCAAUGGAGAUAGUGAAGAGAAGACAAAGCAGCUAGAUUCCGAAAAUGGCGUGGAAAGCAAUGAAAUCCCAGGCAAUCCUGAGGGUUCUGCAAAGCUCGGCGAUGCUAAAGUCGUUGAUCAAUCAAAGAUUUUUGGAGAUGAGACUGGCGAGUCUGACGAAGAAAGUACCGUAGAUGGCACUUUCGAUAAGAAGGUAGAUAAAGAUCCAUUUGCAUUCAUUAUUGAGGCAGGAGAGGCAGAGGUUUAUGGCCCAGUGGCUUCCGGUUGA
This is a messenger RNA of Botrytis byssoidea, 1530 nucleotides long. RefSeq lists its product as uncharacterized. The record is from RefSeq and is a predicted model, not a curated record. NCBI's taxonomy places the organism in Eukaryota, Fungi, Ascomycota, Leotiomycetes, Helotiales, Sclerotiniaceae. The transcript has 4 exons. Bases 1 to 1530 code for a protein of 509 amino acids.